Molecule: messenger RNA, 1061 nt
Organism: Pocillopora damicornis (cauliflower coral)
Lineage: Eukaryota; Metazoa; Cnidaria; Anthozoa; Scleractinia; Pocilloporidae
Product: protein TEX261
Biological process (GO): endoplasmic reticulum to Golgi vesicle-mediated transport
Cellular component (GO): Golgi membrane; endoplasmic reticulum membrane; COPII-coated ER to Golgi transport vesicle
Molecular function (GO): COPII receptor activity
Source: RefSeq, a predicted model, not a curated record
GUUGGCACGUUUGCAGAGAAUUUAAUUUGUUGUUGAUAUCUGGCGGAGAAUCGCUUGGGUGUUUAGUAAUUCAAGAUGUUUCUUUACAUUUUAAGCUGGAUUUCCAUGAUCUUCCACGUUCUCUUCUUGACUCUUGCAUUAGCUGCUGCUCUUUUUUACCUGGCGGAACUUGUGGAGGAAUACACAGUACUAACAGCUAAAGUUAUUAAGGGUAUGGUCGCGGGGACAACUCUGGUUUACCUAGGACUUCUUGUGCUAGAAAGUUUUCCUCUCUUAAUAAUAAUUGCAGGACUCUUUACCAAUGGACUUUAUUUCCUGCUUCUUAAAGAUUUUCCAUUUAUUCAGCUGACAUCUCCAGUGUUUUUAGGGGGAGUGGUGAUGGUUUUUGUCAAUCACUACUUGGCAUUUGACCACUUCUCCUCUGUAUGGUAUCCAUUUUCCGAGAUUCUAGCUUACUUCACAAUCUGUUUAUGGAUUCUACCAUUUGCAUUCUUUGUUUCCUUAUCUGCAAGUGAAAAUGUAUUACCAACAGCGUCCACAGUUCCAGAGGAUACAACAGAACCAAGCUAUUCUUAUGCUGGCCAGAGAUCAAGUCGCAGACAUGGAAUCCUUGCAUUUUUUAAUUUUUUGUCGAAGAAAACGGAGGGUUAUCUACCAACAAGGACAAAAACAUAUUAAGAGCUGAGAGAAGAUUAUGGUGGACAUAUGUGAGAAAAAUGAUGUAUUAUUACAGUGUAUAUUGAAGUCUUUUAGGUCCCUGUUAUUAAACUACUUUUCUAUGGUACUUUUACCAAAUGUGUUUUCAAAUCAUGGUAUUUUGUUCCCUGAUUAAUCUAUAUAAUGUUGUUGAAAUGUUGCCUGUAGAUAGAGAGGAAACAGUUGGUAAACAGUAUAAUUGUGUUUAAUUUAUAGCAUUCAUUGGUUUUGGCAUGUUUUGGACCAGCUAGAAUGAAGAUUCCUUGGGUUUCUGAUAUUUCUCAAAUGCAAGUCAAAGAGAAAGGGAAAAUCAGAAAUCGAACUGAUUUGAAAUGAUUUUAAUUCAAAUAAACUAUGAAACACUU